AUGGCUGCAGAGAAUACCAAUAUAGUCUUUGAAGCACAUCCUAUGAAAGGUGGAGAUGGCCCCAAUAGCUAUAUGAAAAACUCCAUUCUGCAGAGAGGUUCCGUCGAUGCUGCCAAAGAACUUCUGAACAAGGCAAUUGCAGAAAAGCUGGACAUCGAGAUAUUCUUACCUUCCAAGUCUUUUCACAUUGCAGAUUUGGGUUGCUCUACUGGGCCAAAUACUUUUUUGGCAGUUGAGAACAUACUUGAAGCUGUGGAGUCCAAGUACCAAAGCCAAGGGCUGAAAUCUCAGAUUCCCGAAUUUCUUGUGUUCUUUAAUGAUCAUAUCUCAAAUGACUUUAACAUGCUCUUCCAAUCCCUCCCUCAGAACAGAAGAUACCAUGCAGCCGGUGUGCCAGGUUCUUUCUACAAGCGGGUGUUCCCGAAUGCUUCCAUUAACUUUGCUUACUCUUCUACUGCCAUUCAAUGGCUAUCUAGAGUACCAACAGUAAUAGAAGAUAGUACUAGUCCUGCGUGGAACAAAGGAUGCAUUCAUUAUUCAAAUGCCACAGAUGAAGUAACAAGGGCUUAUGAAACUCAAUAUAGUGACGACAUGGAGAGCUUCCUGCAAGCCAGGGCUCAAGAGAUUGUGUAUGGAGGACUAAUUGUACUUACCUUUCCAGGCCGCCACAGUGAUACUCCUCAUUCUGAUGCUACGCCAAAUGUGCUCUUACAGCUUUUAGGAUCCUCCCUCAUGGACUUGGUUAGAAAGGGAGUUGUAAGCGAAGAGAAAGUGGAUUCGUUUAACAUACCUGUGUAUUCAAUGUCUCCCAAAGAACUAUCAGAUGUUGUAGAAAGAAAUGGAUGUUUUAGCAUAGAGAUGGUGGCAGACUUGCUUGUUUCCUGGGUAGAGGACACUAGCUCAAUGCCAAAACUGAUUGCCUCUCACAUUAGAGCUGGCAUGGAGGGGCUCUUGAAGCAGCAUUUUGGAGAGGAAAUUUUAGAUGAACUGUUCGACUUGUAUCAGAAAAAAUGUGAAGAUCAUAUAUCCACCAUUAUCUCAGGGAAGGCAGUUAACUUCCUUGUGGUGCUUAAACGCAAGGAAGAUUGA
This is a messenger RNA of Fragaria vesca subsp. vesca, 1089 nucleotides long. Its product is annotated as probable S-adenosylmethionine-dependent methyltransferase At5g38100-like. Gene Ontology annotation, biological process: methylation. The coding region runs from base 1 to 1089 and encodes 362 amino acids. The transcript is spliced from 3 exons. Lineage: Eukaryota; Viridiplantae; Streptophyta; Magnoliopsida; Rosales; Rosaceae. Gene Ontology annotation, molecular function: S-adenosylmethionine-dependent methyltransferase activity. The record is from RefSeq and is a predicted model, not a curated record.